UCACUAGAAGCAGAAGCACAUUGCAGUUGGCCAGUGAGGAAAGAUUUUUAGUUUCUCUUUGGCUGGGAUCUGACAGAUCCACAGAGAAGCGUACAAACUUUAAUAUUGGAUAUUUUAUUUUCUGUCUUGCUGACUACCUUUUUGAAUCUGUCAUUGUGAGAAAAUAGAGCUGUCACAAUGUCCAGAGUUGCCAAUCUGUCGAAGCUGCGGCAAGAACGGAUGAGGGAGAUCAACCUGCGGAACAAAGAGAGAGAGCGUAUGAGGGAGCGAGAGAAAGCGACAAGGGAGAGGGAGGCACGCUAUAGCAAUGGUCACCUCUUCACCUCAUUGACAGUGUCAGGAACCACACUCUGUUCAGCAUGCAACAAGAGUAUAACUGCCAAGGAGGCACUCAGCUGCCCUACAUGCAAUGUCACUAUCCACAACCGCUGUCGAGACACUUUGCCAAACUGUGCCAAAAUGAAACAGAGGAAAUUCAUCUCAUUGGAAUUUAAGUCCAUGGUUACUGAUCCAGGUGGAAGAUAUCUCUUGAUGCAGCAGAAGACGGCCCUAAUACGGAAUAACUCAACUUUGCAGAAUGUCACGCUGCGCACAAAAACUCCAGGAAUGCGUGAGCGCCCGAGUUCAGCCAUCUACCCUUCCGACAGCUUCCGACAGUCUCUGCUAGGAUCCCGCCGUGGUCGCUCCAGCCUAUCCUUGUCCAAGAGUGUCUCCACCAACAACAUUGCAGGGACCCUGAAUGACGAGUCUCCCCUGGGGCUGCGUAGGAUCCUGUCCCAGUCCACAGACUCUCUCAGCUUCAGGACCAGAGCUAUGUCAGUGGAGUCUCUCAAUGAUGACGGAGACCCCUACUACACUUCAGUACUGGAGGAGAUGGAGUUUGAGGGCCAGGAUUUUAAGGCUGACUCAUGGAGCAUGGCAGUGGACAGCAGUUACUUGCAGACACACCGCAAAAAUGUCAUCAAGAGGCAGGAUGUCAUCUAUGAGCUGAUUCAGACAGAGCUGCACCACAUGCGAACACUGCAUAUCAUGGAAAGGGUGUUCCGGCAAGGCAUGUUGGAGGAACUUGAGCUUGAUCCCAGCACUGUGCAUGCCAUGUUCCCCUGCCUGGACCAGCUGACCAGGAUGCAUUCCCAUUUCCUGGCACAACUUCUCCUGCGGCGCAGCAGCAGCAUGCAGACUGGAUCCAGCCGCAACUUCACCAUUCACCAGCUGGGAGACAUACUACUAGAGCAGUUCUCAGGCCAGUGUGCAGAUGACAUGCGGAAGACCUACGCUGAGUUCUGUAGCCGCCACUUGAAGGCUGUCAAAUUGUAUAAGGAACUACUGGCCAGAGAUAAGAGGUUCCAGUGCUUCAUACGGAGGGUGAGUCGAGGACCUUUGCUACGCUGCCAUGGUGUUCAGGAGUGCAUCUUGUUGGUGACUCAGCGGAUCUCCAAGUAUCCUGUACUUAUCCAGCGCAUUCUGGACAACACCAGCGAUGAUGAAGAAGAAGCUUCCUCUCUGGCCCAGGCUCUCUUGAUGAUCAGAGAACUUCUUAGUUCAAUAGACCAACAGAUGGAGGACAUGGAGAAAACACAGCGGCUGCAAGAGAUCCAGUCCAAGCUGGACCCACGUGCUGAGGCCAGAGUAAGGGAUGGUGGACUUUUCAAGCCUGGAGAGUUGCUCCGCCGGAGACUUAUCCAUGAAGGGACCCUUUUCUGGAAAACUCCAGGAUCCCGGCUCAAAGAUUCACCAGAAAACUACUCCAAAAGAAUGAUAUUGUUGCUCCGUAACAGCAGAAUGUAUACACAGGUCUUACUGAUGACAGACAUCCUGGUGUUUCUGCAGGAGAAAGACCAAAGGUACAUCUUUCCAUGUCUGGACAAAUCUCCAGUGCUGUCCCUUCAGAACCUGAUAGUGAGGGAUAUAGCCAAUCAGGAGCGAGGUAUGUUCCUCAUCAGCGACUCCUCCCCUCCUGAGAUGUAUGAGUUCCAUGCUGCCUCCAAGGAGGACAAGAACGUCUGGAUACGCCACAUCCAGCGCACUGUCAGCAAGUGCCCAUCCAGAGAGGAGUUCCCCCUCAUAGAGACUGAACACAAGGCCCAUCUCAGGAGACUCAAAGCUGACCUCCAGCAGAAGGAUCGGGAAAUGCUGGAGCUCCUGCAAGAGAGGGUGACCCUUUUCUGUGAGCUGGCAGAGGUGACAAGUGGUCAGCAUGGCCUACAGCCUCCCAUCAUUCGUUACUUGUUCAGGGCAGACACACCCCAAGCACCCCGUGCAGAGAAACUCCUACUGGAUGCCACAGCUGAGGUGGACAGACUGAGUGAGCUCAUUCUGGGCUCCAGCAUAGACAUCCCUCUUCCAUGCCAUCACAGCCACAUGGAGGUGGUAGAAAAACUAGUACUGAGUGACUGCUGUGUUAACCUCUGCUCAGGUGAUCAGGAUCUGUUGGUCAAUGGAGCCCAUGAUUUCUCUGCAGCAAAGGAUUGCUUGAGGAGUCAAGACAAGCCACCACCCACGGAGCUCUAUCAGAGGCUGGUGAAUCUCAGUGUUUAUCUCCAUGCACUCCAGGGUGCUGUCAUCAAACAAGACUCCAUCUUGGAGCUGCUACUGCAGCCACAGGACACUGUGGCACCAGCUGUAGGAGGAGUGUGGCGCCCCCUCUGGCGAGAUGGUGGAAAUCGGGAGGCCAGUGCAGGGUCUACCAUUGGGGAGCUGGCUCUGUUGCAGAGACAACACAGCCUGCUGCAGGAGGAGCUGCUGAGGCUGCGGGAUGCCGAGAGCCGGUUCAAGGACAGUGAGAGGGCCCGGGCUAAGCUGGAGAGGCAGGUCCGACACAUGAAGGUCUGCAGCGGGGCUGCACCUGCCUCCCAGCAGCUGGGGCAGCAGGCUUUUCAACCUGCAUCUUUGCAGCCAGGAAGGGAGGUCUCAUCUGGAUCUGACACCCUGCGGGCCAGCCAGGAACCUGCCCACCAAUCAGAUGGCCUCCAGGAAGGCAGUGAUUUGGAGGGAGACAUGACGUCAGAUGAUGAUGAUGGGACGGCAUCUGAAAGCUCCAAAGAUCUUCAAGAUAUUCCAGAGGAGAUCUGAUCAUCAGCAUGUUUCACAGUGUUAACAAGCUUAUAGCUAUAAUUAUGAUUAUGAUGUAACUUGACUCCAACAAUGCAUGCCCAUGUCUAUCUCUUCUGCAAGUAUUAAUGUCUAUUUAGCUGCUUUUGCUUUUAGGUAGAUGGCUUGUGACAGUGAGUUGUUUUAUUUUCAGCUAUGCUUUGGAUUGUUUGCAUUUAUGAUUUAAUUGGAUCACUUGAUCAGAGGGGUGUGGAAAACUGAUGGAUAUUGCUGACAUGUAACUCUUUUAAAUCUUAAGACUUGACAAAAUGAACAUUAGGACUGAUGGUUAGGGCGGAUACUGUUUUCAACAUUUGUAAUCUUCAGUUAUUUUUAUGCUAUGCAAAAAUAACUGGAAUCAAAUUCAUGUCAAGUAGUGCUCGUUAUUUUUCCCCCCAAAAUAUCAGGGCAUUUAUUAAUAUUUAGUGUAUAUAUUGAAAAAUAAUAAUACAAAAAGCUGAGUAAAAAUUGGAUUUCAAAAUACAAUUUGCACCUUUGUAGUUAUAUAUUGGUGUCUUUUAAUCACUUUUCACAGACUCGUAUCCUUCACUGUAAGCGGUCUUGGAUAGUGUCGUCUUGUAGUAUGUAACACAACAACAUUGAUGUGGCAGUUUAAAUCGCGAUUAUCCUUUUGAAAAUUCAUAAAAACUAAAGGGGAUGUUCCUUAAAAACAAGUCACAUCAAGAGAAAAAAAAAGUUUCUUUUCAUUGCCAGAAAGAUCACCAAGACAGAAACCUACACUGAAAUACCAGGAAAAAAAGCAA
This is a messenger RNA of Siniperca chuatsi (mandarin fish), 3854 nucleotides long. It is a transcript of the gene arhgef2a, whose product is annotated as Rho guanine nucleotide exchange factor (GEF) 1a. Gene Ontology annotation, molecular function: guanyl-nucleotide exchange factor activity; microtubule binding. Gene Ontology annotation, biological process: regulation of Rho protein signal transduction; actin filament organization; positive regulation of neuron differentiation. The record is from RefSeq and is a predicted model, not a curated record. Bases 178 to 3072 code for a protein of 964 amino acids. The transcript has 25 exons. NCBI's taxonomy places the organism in Eukaryota, Metazoa, Chordata, Actinopteri, Centrarchiformes, Sinipercidae. Gene Ontology annotation, cellular component: cytoskeleton; ruffle membrane.